Punctularia strigosozonata HHB-11173 SS5 is the source of this 615-nucleotide messenger RNA. RefSeq lists its product as uncharacterized. NCBI's taxonomy places the organism in Eukaryota, Fungi, Basidiomycota, Agaricomycetes, Corticiales, Punctulariaceae. The coding region runs from base 1 to 615 and encodes 204 amino acids. The record is from RefSeq and is a predicted model, not a curated record. The transcript is spliced from 5 exons.
AUGUCUACCGCCGAUGCUCACUUGGAUCCUACCGCCAAGACUCAAAACCACAAUCUAACUCCGCAGGAGAAGAUAGAAGGUCUUCACAAGAUAGUGAAAGCUGCCCAUGCGGGUAUGCUAACCACUCGUGCUGCCGAUGGGCAUUUACAUGCCCGUGCCAUGGCGCCGAGCGGACCUGUGUCACCAUCUCAGACGACGCUUUACUUCAUCGCGAACAAUGUCACUCACAAGUCCGACGAGAUCGAGAACGACAACCAUGUCAAUGUAUCCUUCUUUGAUCCGGCCACGACCAGUUGGGCGUCGUACGACGGAAUAGCAACAUUGUCUCAAGAUCGUGAGCUGAUCAAAAAGCACUGGAAUCGAGCCUACCACCCCGGAUAUUUCGGCAACCUCGACGACGGCGUCCAUAAGGGUGACGAACACGACCCGCGCGUGAGCAUCAUCGAGGUCGUGCCAUGCGAGAUCCGAUACUGGGUCGGAACGUCGUCUUCCAUUGUGCGUUCUGCGCAGGCUGUGUACAGUACUGUGACCGGAAAGGGGGGUGCCCCUGGUGAACUGAGGAUUAUCACAUCGGAUGAGAUCAAAUUGACUCAGGGUCUUCAAACCAAGGCUUGA